Messenger RNA from Eurytemora carolleeae, 1498 nucleotides. Its product is annotated as protein Star. The record is from RefSeq and is a predicted model, not a curated record. Lineage: Eukaryota; Metazoa; Arthropoda; Copepoda; Calanoida; Temoridae. The coding region runs from base 96 to 1268 and encodes 390 amino acids. The transcript has 4 exons.
UCUCACACAUCACUUACACUUAGUUAUUAAGAAAUAGAAAAUGUAACCGUUUUGGAUAACAAAUUAAAAUUUUCUCCAUUUUUCAUAAUUUCAAAAUGAAUACUUUGAGUUUGAUGAUUAUUUAUGUGUUUUGUUAUUCAAUUGUGGCAUCAAUUAAUGAAGAAGCAGAAGGUAUCAAAGUUGAUACAAAUAAAGAUGAACUGGAAGAUGAUGAUCCUAUAAUUGAAGAUCUUAGUGAUAUAGAUUUGACAAGUCUUCCAGUAGUAUCCCGUGAGAUAAGAAAAAGUGGAAUGUUUGACUGUGAGUUCCUAGAAGAAGAGUUUGUAAUUUACAGUUACCAUGCUCUAGCUAGAUCAGGGAAUAGGGUAGAGGUCCAUCUAGCAGCUAUCCAUCAACUACCAGCACAGCAAACGAAAAUACAAUAUACAAAUCCAAACUUUCCAGGAAUUAAAGGGUUCUUAGAUCUACGUUUCCAUCUUAAUUGCUUUAAACAAGAUGAUCCCCAGGUUAUUGAUGUUAUAAAGACAAUGCUAAUUCCUCCAAGUGACAAAGAAUACAAUUUUAAAAAUUUGAGUGCAAACAUUAACGGGGAGGUGGGUCAACCGCUUGAUGCUGAACAACUAGUGUUUGGUGAGGACUUCAGAAAUGGAUUCUUCAUUGAAGCUGGAAGCAGUGAUGGUGAAUUAAACUCUGACACUCUUCACUUUGAGAUAAACAAGGGUUGGAGCGGUCUUCUUGUUGAACCAAAUCCUUUGAUGUUUGAAAUGGGAGUGGGUAAGAACAGAAAAGCAUCAUUACUCCCAACGUGCCUGGCCACCCAAACUCAACCUCACAUUGUAGACUUUGAUUUUGAGGCUGUUCUGAAGAAUGAUACUGGAACCUUUAGUAUGGGAGGAAUAGUAAAUGAUGGCAGAGAUGACACUUUCCAGGUUCAAUGUAUGCCUCUCUACUCAAUACUGUUAGCUCUAGGCAAUCCAACCGUUAACUACUUCAGCCUAGAUCUCGAGGGAGCAGAGUUUGCUGUUCUCAAAACUAUACCAUGGGACAAGGUUGAUAUCCAGGUGUUCACUGUGGAAACUCAUAUGCUGGGGGAGGUUUUUCCAGGGUCAAGAGCUGAACUAAUAGAGUACAUGGAGACAGUAGCGGGAUAUAAUCAUAUCAAGGACGGACACGCAGGAACUAAUUCUGUGAGAGAACGAUUGGGUACAACAGACGAUUUGUUUGUUAAAAAAGGAGUUCAGAUGAACAAUCAAAAAACUGAACUUUAGGAACUAGAAUCUGUGUUACAUCAUAUUUAAAUAUUUAAUUUAACUGAUCUGGAAUAAGAAUUAUAAAAUUGACUUUUCAAUAGAAUAUAUAUAAGACGCUAAGACGCAUAUAUUAUAUUAUAUUAUAAGACAAAUAAAGCUAAUAUUUGGCAUGGAAGGGAAACGGUUGUGGCUUCAUGGCCGCCUGCCUUUCCCCGUCCAUGGGAAAUUUCAUCUAUAUAUAAAUUUGG